ACGGCCGCCGGGUGCCUGGCGGGUUGGCCCGAUUUCGAGCUGUCAUCCGGGGCUGAAGCGUCAGCCUCCGCCCUGAGAUGUCAUCUGGAAACGGCGCUGGGUGGCAGCAGUUGCUUCUGAUGAAGCUUUGCAAGGCCUUCUGUGCGGUCAGCGCGCCAGAAACACGCUCUUCUGCACCCAUCCUAAACCAAGGGUUGUGACGUUCUUUUUUAGAGAUCUGUCACUGUUAAUUAAACACAAUUGGAUGUGUUCUGGAGUAUUUAAUCUAGAACGUACACACCUUCACUUCAAAGAAAAGUUGUCAAAUAAUUCCCUUAGAAACUUUACAGUCUACCCACAUAAUAAAAUAAAUUUCAAGGCAGACACUGAAAGAGAUGUCAGAAGAUUCAGAAGAGGAAGACUACUCAGACAGAAGUAUCAGCGAUGAGGAUGAAUCGGAUGAAGAUACAUUCAUGAAAUUUAUAAGUGAUGAUAUUCAUCAGUGUACACUACUAGCAGCUGAUUCCAUUGGGGACCCAUUCUUCCCUCGGACUACACAAAUUUUGUUGGAGUAUCAGCUAGGAAGAUGGGUACCACGCCUUCGUGAACCACGAGAUUUAUAUGGUGUUUCUUCCUCUGGUCCACUAAGCCCAACACGGUGGCCAUACCAUUGUGAGGUGGUUGAUGAAAAAGUCCAGCAUAUUGAGUGGACUCCUUUUUUUCCUGAACCAGUAUAUGUCCCAACAGGCCAUGAAAUAGAACCUGUUUACCCUAACUCCAAGGAGGAUGCUGUGGUUUAUCUAGCUGAAGAUGCUUACAAAGAGCCCUGUUUUGUGUAUUCCCGAGUUGGGGGUAACCGAACGCCAUUGAAACAACCUGUGGAUGACUGCGACAACACCUUGGUGUUUGAAGCAAGGUUUGAGAGUGGUAAUCUACAGAAGGUAGUCAAAGUGGCAGAUUAUGAAUACCAGUUGACUGUGCGCCCAGACCUCUUCACAAAUAAGCAUACUCAGUGGUACUAUUUCCAGGUCACUAAUACCCAAGCAGAGAUACUCUACAGAUUUACUAUUGUCAACUUCACCAAGCCUGCUAGUCUUUACAAUCGGGGUAUGAGGCCACUGUUCUAUUCUGAGAAAGAGGCCAAGGCCCAUAACAUUGGCUGGCAGAGAAUAGGAGACCAAAUUAAGUACUAUAAAAACAAUCAUGGGCAAGAUGGACGCCAUUUUUUUUCUCUUACAUGGACGUUUCAGUUUCCACACAACAAGGACACUUGCUACUUUGCUCACUGCUACCCAUACACUUACACCAACCUUCAAGAAUACCUCUCAGGCAUCAACAGUGACCCUGUAAGAUCAAAGUUUUGUAAAAUACGUGUCUUGUGCCACACACUUGCUAGGAAUAUGGUGUAUGUCUUGACAAUAACUACUCCCUUGAAGAACGGUGACUCAAGAAAGCGCAAGGCUGUGAUUUUGACUGCAAGGGUCCAUCCAGGAGAGACCAACAGCUCUUGGAUCAUGAAAGGCUUCCUAGAUUAUAUUUUAGGAGACUCGAGUGAUGCACAGUUGCUUCGGGACACUUUCAUCUUCAAGGUGGUACCCAUGCUGAAUCCAGAUGGUGUGAUUGUGGGAAAUUAUCGAUGUUCCUUAGCUGGACGGGAUUUAAACCGUAAUUACACAUCUCUCCUGAAGGAAUCGUUCCCUUCUGUUUGGUAUACAAGAAACAUGAUCCAUAGGUUAAUGGAGAAACGAGAGGUCAUUUUAUAUUGUGAUCUUCAUGGCCAUAGUAGGAAACAGAACAUCUUCAUGUAUGGCUGUGAUAGUAGCAGAUCUAAAGCCAAAGGAUUAUACUUACAGCAGCGAAUCUUUCCACUCAUUCUGAGCAAAAAUUGCCCAAAUCAAUUUUCCUUCUCAGCUUGCAAGUUUAAUGUUCAGAAGAGCAAAGAGGGGACAGGAAGGGUUGUCAUGUGGAAGAUGGGCAUCAGGAACAGCUUCACACUGGAAGCCACCUUCUGCGGAUCUACUCUGGGCAACAAACGAGGCACUCAUUUCAGCACGAAAGACUUGGAGUCAAUGGGCUACCAUUUCUGUGACUCUCUGUUGGACUACUGUGAUCCUGACCGGAGCAAGUAUUACCAGUGCCUGAAAGAAUUAGAAGAAAUGGAAAAACAUAUGAACUUGGAAAGAGUAUUUGAUAAUCCAGACGCUCCUCUAGUAGAAAUUUCAAUGGAUGUAGAGUCUAGUAGUCGAGGCUCUGAUAGUUCAGAUUCUAAUGACAGUCAGACUUAUCUUCUCAAGUUGACCUCUCAGGUGAAAAACAAGAAAAAGUGUCUAAAAACAAAGAGGGAAAGAAAUGCCACCCUAGCAAUCCGCCAGAAUAACAUAAGAGAGGUUUAUGGUAAAGAACAUUUACUCCAAAGAUACGAAGAAUCAAAUUCUAAUGUGAAAGGAGCUCAUCCUCUAACCAGGAAAGAAAAGCAAGUAAGCAAGCACUGUGUUGCAGAUCCAAGGCCAAGCGUACCGGAUGUUUACGUGGCUCAUUGUUUCAGAAGACCACUGCCUAAUCAAGGCUUGGUGAAAAUUCCUGGACAAAGCUUUUAUCCCCGAAAAACGCGUUCAAGCUUCCGACGUAUGAAUCAGAGUCAUAACAAAGGAAAAAGAACAUAUAUUUUAGAAACGUGUAAGAGUACACUCCCGGAAGAAGUUCAGACCAAAAGAAUUAAUAUGUAUGAAAGUUGUUUCAAAGUGGCAUCCUUGAAAUGUCCUAGGAACAAACACACUUCAAAUUGGAUUGAGAAGACAAGGAUACCAACAGAGUCACAUCAUGAAUUGAAAAUCAAAGCAAAAAAUUGCACAUCUUUCAAGAGGACUGGCACUAACUGGACAGAUGAUGAAAAAAGAAUUUACAGGGAUAAAAGAAUAGCUCAAACUCAGGAGAUAUUACAGUACCUACUCCCUAUCGUGGACUCCUCUAAAAACACGAAAGCUACUCAAGUGAAAGACCUAUUCAAUCCAAGAGGCAACUUGCAGCAGCAUCAGUAAGUCAAUGGCAUUUGUCAUGCUUGCCUGUGUAGUGCUGGGUCACACCCAGGACCUGUGUAUGCUGUGCAGACGCUCCACCUCCAAGCCAGCCCUAGCCCAUUCC
Acomys russatus (golden spiny mouse) is the source of this 3120-nucleotide messenger RNA. It is a transcript of the gene Agbl3, whose product is annotated as AGBL carboxypeptidase 3. NCBI's taxonomy places the organism in Eukaryota, Metazoa, Chordata, Mammalia, Rodentia, Muridae. The coding region runs from base 375 to 3017 and encodes 880 amino acids. The record is from RefSeq and is a predicted model, not a curated record. Gene Ontology annotation, biological process: proteolysis. The transcript has 19 exons. Gene Ontology annotation, molecular function: zinc ion binding; metallocarboxypeptidase activity.